This is a messenger RNA of Drosophila simulans, 3003 nucleotides long. It is a transcript of the gene D19A, whose product is annotated as zinc finger protein 184. Lineage: Eukaryota; Metazoa; Arthropoda; Insecta; Diptera; Drosophilidae. Bases 161 to 2698 code for a protein of 845 amino acids. Gene Ontology annotation, cellular component: nucleus. The record is from RefSeq and is a predicted model, not a curated record. Gene Ontology annotation, molecular function: zinc ion binding; DNA-binding transcription factor activity, RNA polymerase II-specific; RNA polymerase II cis-regulatory region sequence-specific DNA binding. The transcript is spliced from 2 exons. Gene Ontology annotation, biological process: regulation of DNA-templated transcription.
GCAGAAGUACUUGCUUAUUGCCCACUCGCCCGAUUGCCAGUCGACGAGUAUACAAUUUUUUCUGUGUCAAUAUUAUUUUAUUGCUUACUGACCGGAGAGAGACGCAAAAAGCUAUAGAAAACCGCCCCGAUCCGCAGUGCCGAUUGCGAUUGAAAGCAAGAUGAACGAGGGCAGGCAGUACUCGAUCCACAGCCUGUGCAGGAUUUGUCUGAACCACCUGCAGAACGACGCCGCCUACGAUUUGUAUCUGGUGCCAGGUCUUUCGAAGAAGCUAUGCUUCUGCACAUCCUUGUCCGUGGAGCAGAACGACGGCUUCCCGAAGAACCUGUGCACUCUGUGCUACACCAAGCUGAACGAGCUGCACGACUUUCAGAAGCAGUGCGUCGAUUCCGUGCAAAAGUUCCAGGAUCUGGUGGCCAGCAAUGUCUUCGCCUGCCAGAGCAGCUUCGACGUCUUCGAUCCCAACGUUGCCGUGCAGGACUACCCGGCCGAGGAAGAGGACCACGUCAACUAUGAUCCGCUGCUGAACCACAAGAUGGAGUUGAUCGAGAACGAGGAGGAUGUCUUUAAGAUGCUGGAGCACGUCGACAAAGAAGCCGAGGAGGUGGAGAAGGAGGCCAAGGUAGAGGAGGAUGACGGGGGCAACGUUUCCGUCAAGAUGUUCGACGACGACUCCUCCAUCGAGAGCGGCAAUGACAACGACCACGAUCUGGACUUCGAGCCAAACAGCAGCGAUGAUGACAUUCCGCUGGCCCAGCGCAUGAGGGGACCAGCUACCGGAUCAGGAUCCCAGCAGGACCGUUUUAGCAACCUAGACAAACCCAAGCCGAGGCCUCGGGGACGGCCCAAAAAGAUAAAACCGCCUCCGCCAGAGGAGGAGGACUUGAGCGACUCAUCCUCCGAAUCAGAUGACUCCGAAGACGGCACAUCGCGGGGCGACAAACCGAAGAGGAAGCGCAUUCCCAUGGAGGAACGCCACCUGCACCGCAUCAUCGACUGCCACAUUUGCCACCAGAAGUUCAAGAAGGCCAUCCGCUACGAGGAGCACAUGAAGUACCACAACGACCUGCUGCCCUUCCAAUGCAAGGUGGAGACCUGCAAGAAAGGUUUCACCACCGCCAAUGGGCUGCGCAUUCACAUCGACCACGCCCACACAGAGCUGUCCGAGGUUCACGCCUGCAUCGCCGAGGGCUGCGGCAAGACCUUCCCGCGCGUCCGCCUGCUCACCUUCCACAUGAAGAAGGUGCACGGCAUCACCAAGGCGGCUGCUCCGCUUCGAGAUUUCCCCUGCACAGAAUGCGACACCGUAUUCCGCUGCCCCACAGCACUCAAGAAGCACAUGUAUAAGCACACGGGCGAGGAGCUUCCGUAUCCUUGCAAUAUCUGCGGCAAGCGUUUUGUAAUCAAUAGUGCAUUAAGGGAUCACCUUAUGCGGCACGCGGGCAUCAAGAACCAUGUGUGCCCGUACUGCGGGGUGGGCAAGACGACGCGCCAGGAAUGGAACGCGCACAUCCUCACGCACACCAAGGAGAAGAAGUUCAAGUGCCGGCAGUGCGACCAUGCCUCGCACAACAAACAGGCGUUGUCCAAUCAUGUAAAGGUGGUGCACGAGAAGCGCAAGGACUUUGCCUGCCAGUACUGCGGAAAGACCUUCGGCAAGUCGCACGCCUGCAAGGUGCACGAGAGGAGUCACACGGGGGAGAAGUGCUGCGAGUGCAAGAUCUGCGGCAAGAUAUUCCUCUGCGAGAAGAGCCUCACCAAGCAUUUGAAGACGCACGAGAAAAGGGAUCUGCCGCCGGCGGAGCCUCUUCGCCAGCAGCUUAACAUUCCCAUGCCCGGCCAAAUGUCCGUACCGAUGCCGGGCCAGAUGCCGAUGCAGAUGCAGUCGGACGGUUUGGUGCCAAUGGACCCCAGCCAGAUGCCCAGUGAGGACAUGCUGAAGGCCUGCGGCGGCGGGACCGCUGCAAUGCCUCCCAAACCGAAGAACUCGCGACGCGUCCAGCGGGUGGACAUUUCACAGCUGGCGGGCACUGCUGUGAAUCCAAUACCUUCCGUCUCGGUGCCCUCGUGGUCGCCGCAGGUGAACUUCACCAAGAAGGAAGGCCAGCACAUCUGUCCAGGCUGUGGGCGUGGCUUCAAUAACAUUGGAAACAUGAAACUUCACUACAAAAUCAUCCACGAAAAGGUCAAGGACUUUGCCUGUCGCUUCUGCCCGAAGAGAUUCUCCAAGGCACAGAUUCUGCGGCACCACGAAUGGAUCCACACGGGCGAGAAGCCCUUCGAGUGCAAGAUUUGCGGCAAGCACUUCCGCCAGGAGACGGCACUCAAGAAACACAUCAAGACGCACGAGAAGCCGAACCGGAGACACGUGCCCGAGCGCAGUGCGCCCACUCAGAUCACGUUCCGCAAGCUGGAGCCGGACGCCGAGCCGCGUAACUUUGACCAGUACCAGGAUCCGGCGGUGGAGCGGGCAGCGGCCACCGCUGAGCUGCUGGCGCACCAGCUGGAGGAGAACGAGGCCAAGCGGAAGGCGGAAAUCGAGCGGCAGAAGAUCGCGGCGGCGGCCUGCGAACAGCUGACGAAGCUGCAGCAGCAGCAGGAGAUCAUCAAGGCGACCACCUCGUACGAUGGCUACUAUGCGCAGAAAGCGCAAUCCGAGGGCACCAGCCUGGAUGCCCUGAAGAUCGACCACGUCUAGGCAGCAGGAUUGGCUCUACUUUACUAGCAUAUAUGCAUAACCUAGCCACAUCCAUAUGUAUCCACUUCCAAUGCAGCUGCGCCACUGUCCGGAAAAGUUGUAGGCAUGCCUCGAAUUGCUCUCUAGCUGGAUCAGAUUGUAGGUUUAUAGGCACUCCAGAUUAUCCGAGUGCAUAUUACAAUAUGAACACUUCAUACUUUUUACGUACUACGUUUAUACAUACAUGCAAUAUAUGUAUUAUUUUGUUUUUCGUGUAAUGUCUCCCGUGCUUACUUAGAGUAAUGGAUUAAAAGUAAUAUUCAUAA